This is a messenger RNA of Lecanosticta acicola, 1742 nucleotides long. Lineage: Eukaryota; Fungi; Ascomycota; Dothideomycetes; Mycosphaerellales; Mycosphaerellaceae. The record is from the annotation of a GenBank genome assembly.
AUGUCGUCCACUCUGACGGCUCCAAACCCACCCAUACCGUCUACGAAUCCGACCGACUCCUUCCAAUUGCUAAAAGAGUCGGAGAAACCAGACGCUGAGCAGGCAAUUUAUGAUGAGCAGAUUAGGCAGGUCAAGUCUUGGUGGGCCAGUCCAAGAUUUAACGGCAUCAAGCGACCAUAUACGCCGGAGGAUGUAGUGAGCAAACGGGGGACACUUCAGCAAGUGUAUCCGUCCAGUUUGAUGGCAAGAAAACUAUUUAAUCUACUCGAGGAGCGAAAUGAACAGGGAAAGCCGGUACACACAAGUAUGUAUCCCCAUUUUCGCUCCAUAGCUGCCUUUAUGCUGAUUCGUAUUGGCCCAAAGUGGGUGCUGUUGAUCCAAUCCAAAUGACACAACAAGCUCCACACCAAGAGAUUCUGUACGUCUCUGGAUGGGCCUGUUCCUCGGUCUUGACCACUACGAAUGAAGUUAGUCCGGACUUUGGCGACUACCCGUACAACACUGUGCCGAACCAGGUGCAGCGCCUCUUCAAAGCCCAACAGCUGCAUGAUCGCAAACACUACGAUGCAAGAAUGAAACUGAGCCCUGAAGAGAGGAAAAAGACACCCUAUGUCGACUACAUGAGACCAAUUGUCGCGGACGGCGACACCGGCCAUGGUGGGUUGAGUGCCGUCCUCAAGCUCGCCAAGCUCUUCGCAGAGAACGGUGCUGCUGCUGUGCAUUUUGAGGACCAGCUUCAUGGGGGAAAGAAGUGCGGUCAUCUCGCGGGCAAAGUUUUGGUCCCAUUUGGCGAUCAUAUCAACCGCCUGGUGGCGACGAGAUUCCAGUGGGAUUUGAUGGGCUGUGAGAAUCUUGUCAUUGCACGCACCGACAGCGAGAGCGGGAAGCUCCUCAGCUCUGCUAUCGAUGCGCGAGACCAUGAGUACAUUCUGGGGGUCACAGAAGAGGUAGAGCCGCUUGCUGAGACAUUGCAAAUGAUGGAACUAGAUGGCGCUUCCGGACCAGAGAUUGACGCAUUCGAAGCAGAGUGGGUGAAGAAACACAAGAUGGUCACAUUCGAUGAAGCUGCGGAGGCUCACAUCAAGUCGGCUGGUAAGGAAGCAGAAGCCUACCUCAAGCAGACGCAAGCGAAUCGAAACAUGCCUCUACACCAACGGAGAAGAGCAGCUGCAGAGAUAGCCGGCAGCCCGGUGAUCUUCAAUUGGGAUACGCCACGGACUCGGGAGGGCUUUUAUCACUACAAAGCUGGUCUCGCGGCUGCGACCAAGCGAGCGAUUGCGUUCGCGCCUUAUUCCGAUCUCCUCUGGCUUGAGACAGCAGACCCAAGCGUUUCCAAAGCGGCGGGCUUUGCUCAGGAGAUCCGCGAGGCGUUCCCUGGCAAGAAGCUUGUGUACAAUCUUUCACCAAGCUUCAAUUGGUCUGCUCAUGGCUUCAGCGACAGCGAACUGAAGAACUUCAUCUGGGACUUAGCCACCCACGGCUUCGUUCUCCAGCUCAUCUCCCUUGCCGGACUACACAGCACCGCGACAAUCACCAACGAGCUGGCCAAGGCAUAUAAAACCGAAGGCAUGAAGGCGUACGUCGACAUUGUGCAGCGGAGAGAAAAGGAGACAGGCUGCGACGUUCUCACACACCAGAAAUGGAGCGGGGCCAACUAUAUGGACGGCAUCAUUGGCGCAAUUCAGGCGGGCAGCAGCGGGUCUCGGAGUAUGGGCGCGGGCAACACCGAAGGCCAAUUCUAG